UUCACUGCAGCUGAGAUGAAGUACUUGACGUGUGCAUUGCUCUUGUUCGGAUUGUUGCCGAUGUUGAUCAGCGCUUACCCCAGCACUGUUGUGGUGAAUGGCGUAUGUUUGACUUGUCCCAAUCCAAACGGGGAACCGGUGUACAUAAAUGGCCAGGAAUACCGCAGUUUUUCAGGUUCAGGUUCAGGUUCCAACGGUAACGUCGUUGUCACUCGUCCGGGCUAUAAUAACGGACGUGGUACGAUUAUAAGGCGAGGUGGUAGCACUAUCGUCAACGGCAACUGUGAGAUAUGCAAUGUGGAUGUUUAAGUAUCGACUUAAUUUUCAAUAAAGUGCUCUAGCAGCGUUUCAGAAUGCAUUAA
Molecule: messenger RNA, 362 nt
Organism: Drosophila grimshawi
Lineage: Eukaryota; Metazoa; Arthropoda; Insecta; Diptera; Drosophilidae
Gene: BomBc3
Product: bomanin Bicipital 1
Exons: 3
Coding region: 16-309 (97 amino acids)
Biological process (GO): defense response
Source: RefSeq, a predicted model, not a curated record